Truncatella angustata is the source of this 1161-nucleotide messenger RNA. RefSeq lists its product as uncharacterized. The record is from RefSeq and is a predicted model, not a curated record. The coding region runs from base 1 to 1161 and encodes 386 amino acids. Lineage: Eukaryota; Fungi; Ascomycota; Sordariomycetes; Amphisphaeriales; Sporocadaceae. The transcript is spliced from 2 exons.
AUGGCAGUGAUGGAAUUAGCACGGGAAGAAGACAAAUGGAUCCGCAAACUCGGAGAGGCACUUUGGAUUCGGGAGCGCUGCGACGGAUGUGAUUCCAAUCGGCCGUGUUCUGAUCAAUGUCCAGGAAGUCGCUACGAGAAAUUGGCACGUUAUGUCCAGUUUUGCAAGGCUGUAGUUGAUCCAGAGCACGAUGAGUCGACACUCCGCGCUUUCCUUCGAGACGAAGCCAAAUUGCUGGAAAUUGUGAGGGUACUUCGCAGUAAUCCUGAUAUCACGCGGGAAGAGCUAGAACGGGUUGUCAAACAUAUGAUAGUCGGGACGGUAACCAUCAUACCACCGACGGUCUUGGUUGGUCAUGCGGUCAAAAUUAUGACCAUGCUUGACUCUGCGCCGGCUCUUCAAACAUCCCCCCAGCGUUUAGAGAAUGCUGAGGCAAGAGUACCAUGGAGCCCCAAGUCAACAUUCUCUGAAUUUGUCGAACAAGCCUUUCCAACAACAAAGCAUUCAAUUCUCAGCGACCAUACCCACAGUGAUUUCGAUGAAUUUAUCGGCGACUUAAGUGCAGUUAACAUCAGGAACGCCCUAAAGGUCAGCAUCCGCGGAACGAGCAUUUUGCAAGAUCAUCUGAAGCUCGACCGGAGAUCCAACGUCCUGGAAAUAUAUCACCAUACCGCCUUCAUAAAAGAGCAACUAAGGCAGACAAAGGAUGCUAAAGAUUUGACUGUAGCGCAGAGUUUGAAACGUGGUUGCCUUCCUAGACAGUUGCUCCUCGAAGUCCUUGAUUCGUUAGAGACCGUACUGUUCCCCUUAGCACAAAAGAAUCCUCGGAAAUUACUGGAUUUUCUUAUAAGUAAAGAGAACUGGGACCCUGAUAUAUGCCGUCCUGAUUUCAACGGAUCUCGAACCGAUGGCGAGGCUACCGUAUCCUAUCAUCACCUCGCUAGCCGUCUGUCCGAGCUGCAUCACGAAUUGGAAAAUCCAAGACCCAAGGGGCAGUUUAAAAAGUUCAUGGCGAGGAAGGCUUCUGAUAGGCAUAUUAUGAUGGCCACUCUGGUCGGCGUGAUAAUUGCGCUGCUGUUCGGUUUGGCUGCAUUGAUUAUCAGUUGCGUGCAAACAUGGAUCUCGUACCAGGCUUGGAAGUAUCCGGUUUCUUCGGAUUAA